This is a messenger RNA of Hemiscyllium ocellatum (epaulette shark), 1216 nucleotides long. RefSeq lists its product as uncharacterized. The record is from RefSeq and is a predicted model, not a curated record. The transcript has 5 exons. Lineage: Eukaryota; Metazoa; Chordata; Chondrichthyes; Orectolobiformes; Hemiscylliidae. The coding region runs from base 89 to 1216 and encodes 375 amino acids.
GAAUUAGAGAGAGAGAAACGGCGGGAGGAUCUGCGACAGAGACACGGGAGUGGGAGACCACCACCCCCACACACACGAUAAAGACAGAAUGUUCAGUUCAAGGAGAUCAAUGAAAUCAUCCUCCUCUGAGAACGAGGGCGAGGAAAUCCAAACUCCGACCAACAAGGGCGUGCGAGUCCCUUUUCAGGAUGUUUUGCCUCAGUGCAAUGUUCAGAGGGACGUGAAGAACCCCUGUAUCAAGAGGCGCUCGGAGAUUCUGCCAGGGUCUAACCUGACACCACUGAUGCGGAGGCUGCACUUACAGGAUGAUGGCCUGCCAGGUCUGAAGCUGGUUUAUGAAGAUCCCGGUCAAAAUAUCUUCGUGGAAGAGGACUGUGUUUGUGUUCCCCAGGCGAGGGCCUUGACUCCACUGAUGCACACAGCUGAACCUGGCCUUGACAGUACAGUUCCUGAGAUCAUGCUGAUAGAGGCUAAGGAUCCCACUCCAGGUCGUGGACGUGAAGAAGCAAUUACAUGCGUUGUCCGUAAAGGGGAGCCAGUCAUAAUUGAGGCAAAGCAAGAGCCCAAGCUGCCACUUAAUGACACUGCCAUAAUCUCCGGAUUGGCACCAGGCGGAUCCUCAAAUCCCAUUGAGACUGUAGCUGGUCCAAAUCUCGGGCCCAGAGUGGCUGAAGGGCACUCUCUGUCCUCCAGACUGGAGAUGGCAGGACAGCCAGAGGUACCUCAACGUGAUUGCCCUCCAGUUUUGACAGGGAAUUCCUGCACCAUUCUUCCUGAAGUGGAGGGGGAUGACGGUCUUGGGGAAGAUCUGCUUGAUAACUUGACAACAGUUCAUGGGCUCUCCGUACCUCUUGGCACUGGGACUGUGGGUGUAGGGAUGUUGUCCUGCAGUGAUUUGGGGCAAUUGAAGGAUGUUGUGAGAUUUGGGGAGCUGAAGCGAGAUGGGGAGGAGGUGGGCCCAUGGAAGAUGGAGGCAAAGCAGGAUGACAGGGUUUCUGAGGAGGUGGGACGAGUGAGUACUGGGCAGAUAGACAUUGAGGGAGACUGGGCAGAGAUGGGGAAAAAUAUGGGUGUGGUAGGGCAAGGGAUAGGGGACAACAUGGACAUAAAACAUAUAAAAGGGGAAAGGCAGGAGAGUGGGCAGCUGGAGUUCGGGCAGGAGGAGGGAGAGGGGGAUGAGGUGAUGCAAGCAGAGAGGGAGGAGGGGAGGAGGUGA